AUGGAGGUUCAUUUCACGACUGAACAUGUCGAUCGUUGCAUUCUUGAUGUAUUUGCUGUUUUUCAGUCAGCUGAAAAUGUGCAAAACCCUGCGCAUCUUGUUCUCUGGGCUGCAAUGCACGCACGACAUCAACACAAACCCCUGUUGGCCGUUUAUCGUGCCCGACGUUGCAUGCGAAAUCGGAUACUUUUAUCACAUCCAUCUCGAUAUAGUGGUUGGUUAUGCAUCGCCGUAGUACAACGGUCUGUGUUCUUGAAGGUUUAUCAAUUGUACGACAUUGACAACGCCAUUGGAGACGGGAACUUUCAAGGGUUGGACAUGCACAUCGCCGGAAAGAAAGGGAUUCCAUAUAGCCAUCCAACACAACGCGGAGGGAAAAUAAAUGUUGUACAGUACGAUGUUGUGGAAAUGGGUUCUCCCAAGCCGGCUCAAUAUGCCUGUGCAGGUGCAGAAACUAAAUCUCCAAUUACCCCUCCAGUUGCAGGUAUCGGAUACCUCCUACCGGUACCCUACUAG
Sclerotinia sclerotiorum 1980 UF-70 is the source of this 516-nucleotide messenger RNA. RefSeq lists its product with no specific name. The record is from RefSeq and is a predicted model, not a curated record. Lineage: Eukaryota; Fungi; Ascomycota; Leotiomycetes; Helotiales; Sclerotiniaceae. The transcript has 3 exons. Bases 1 to 516 code for a protein of 171 amino acids.